AUGUCGUUCAAAACUCACGACCACUCAAAACCCAUCCAUAUCCCUACCACUGAGCAGAAUGUCCUUGAUUACUGGACAGAGAUCGAUGCUUUCAAGACAUCGCAAAAGCUCUCUGAAGGUAAACCAGAGUACAGUUUCUAUGAUGGACCUCCUUUCGCUACAGGAAAGCCUCAUUAUGGACAUUUACUCGCUGGUACCAUCAAGGACGUUGUCACAAGACAUGCUUCUUCUACUGGGUUUCACGUUGAACGAAGAUUCGGAUGGGAUACGCACGGUCUUCCCGUAGAACAUGAAAUUGACAAAACAUUAAAUAUUAAAGGGAAAGCAGAUGUAAUGGCAAUGGGAAUUGACAAAUAUAACGCUGCAUGUAGAGAAAUCGUUAUGAGAUAUUCUGGUGAAUGGAAAUCAACAGUGGAAAGAAUGGGUAGAUGGAUCGAUUUUGAUACUGGAUACAAAACACUUGAUCCUACUUUUAUGGAAAGUGUUUGGUGGGUUUUUGGUCAAUUAUGGCAAAAAAAUCAAGUUUAUAGAGGAUUAAGAGUUAUGCCUUAUUCAACUGGAUGUACAACACCUUUGAGUAAUUUCGAAGCUGGUGAAGAUUAUAGAAUGACUUCUGAUCCUGCUGUCACCGUCACAUUCCCUCUUUGUGAUGAUCCUUCAACAUCCAUUCUCGCAUGGACAACUACACCUUAUACCCUUCCUUCCAAUCUCGCCCUUUGUGUUCAUCCAGAUUUCACUUAUAUCAAAAUCUACGAUUACGAGCGUGAUCAAAACUUCAUUCUCUUAGAGUCUCUUCUUGGAACGGUGUAUAAAGAAUACGCAGGAGGAAAGAAACCUGAUCCCAAGAAGGAAAAAGAUGCUAAACCCAAAUUUAAGAAAGUCGGUCAGUUCACUGGUAAAGAUAUGGUAGGAUGGAGAUAUGUACCCAUGUUCGACCACUUCACUGAGCAAUACGAAGACCGAGCUUUCCGAGUUCUCUCAGAUACCUAUGUUACCGACUCUUCCGGUACCGGUAUCGUCCAUCAAGCUCCUGCUUUCGGUGAAGACGAUCACCGAAUCUGUGUAGCUCAUAAAGUUGUUCGAGAUGACGAAAUUCCUCCUUGUCCCAUCGAUGAAUCUGGUAAAUUCACUUCUGAAGUACCGGAAUACGAAGGUAGAUAUGUCAAGGAAGCCGACGCUACUAUCAUCAAAGAUCUACAAAAGAGAGGCCGACUUAUCGUUCGAUCCGAUAUAAUGCAUUCUUACCCAUUCUGUUGGAGAUCAGGUACACCGCUCAUCUACCGAGCUAUCCCAUCUUGGUUCGUCAGAGUAGCCAACAUCUCUGACAAACUCGUUGAAAACAACAAGAAAACAAGAUGGGUUCCAGCAAACGUAGGUGAAGGUAGAUUCGGAGGUUGGAUUAGAAAUGCCCGAGAUUGGAAUAUCUCCAGAAACAGAUAUUGGGGUACUCCUAUCCCUCUUUGGGUCAGCGAGGACUACGAGGAAAUCGUGGCAGUAGGCUCUAUUGCUGAACUCGAGAAACUUUCUGGUGUAUCAAAUAUCACCGACUUGCAUCGGGAGAGUAUCGAUAAUAUCACUAUCCCAUCGCAAAAAGGUAAAGGUGUACUCAGAAGAAUCGAGGAAGUCUUUGAUUGUUGGUUUGAGUCUGGAAGUAUGCCCUACGCUCAAUCGCAUUUCCCCUUCGAAAACAAGGAGAGAUUCGAGAAAUCUUAUCCUGCCGAUUUCGUUUCCGAGGGUAUUGAUCAAACUCGAGGAUGGUUCUACACUUUGUUGGUAUUGGGUACUCACCUUUACAAUACUGCUCCUUGGAAGAAUUUGAUUGUUACCGGUUUGGUCCUCGCUGCUGACGGUAAGAAGAUGUCCAAGAAGCUCAAGAACUACCCUGAUCCAAUGGAAGUCGUAAACAAAUACGGUGCUGACUGUGUUCGACUCUUCCUUGUUAAUUCACCCGUCGUACGAGCCGAUAAUCUUCGAUUCAGAGAAGAAGGUGUCCGAGAAAUCUUAAGUAAUGUCAUUUUGAAAUGGAUCAACUCUCUCAACUUCUACCUUGGUCAAGUUGAACUUUUCGAUCAAACUACAGGAGAGAAGUUUGUCUAUGACCAUGACGCUCCUAAAUCCAACAAUGUGAUGGAUAGAUGGAUCUUGGCUACUUGUCAAAGUUUGAUUCAACACGUUGACACUGAGAUGAAAGCUUACCGACUCUACACCGUCAUUCCAAGACUACUUGAUCUCAUUGCAGAUUUGACCAAUUGGUACAUUCGAUUCAAUCGAACUCGACUGAAGGGUUCCGGUGGUGUUGAAGAUACUCGAUCAGCCUUGAAUACUCUGUACGAGGUAUUGUUCACAUUGUGUUUGACCAUGUCUUCCUUCACUCCCUUCACUUGUGAAACAGUAUAUCAAUCUCUCCGAGCCACUUCUCCUGCGUCCAAGGACCCUAACCACGAUGUCCGAUCUAUCCACUUCCUUCCAUUCCCCGCUGUACGACAAGAGUACUUUGACCCCGUCAUUGAGCGACAAGUGCAACGUAUGAGAGCUGUCAUCGAUCUUGGUCGAUUGGUCCGAGAUCGAAAGACAUUGAAGAUAAAGAUCCCUCUCAAAGAGCUUGUUAUUUUCCACCACGAUCAAGAAUAUCUUGAUGAUGUCAAAUCACUCGAAUCAUACAUUGCAGCAGAAUUGAACGUUGUGAAUGUCGUCUACACUUCCGAUGAGUCAGCUGUCGGAAUCAAAUAUCGUGCAAACGCAGAUUGGCCAACGUUGGGUAAGAAAUUAAGAAAAGAUAUUGGAAAAGUAAGAUCGUAUCUACCUAACAUGACAACGGAAGAAUGUAAAUCAUUCCUCACACAAGGCAAAGUAGUUGUGAACGGAAUCGAAUUGAUAACUGGAGACUUAAAUGUAACGAGAUUUGCAGAAGUUGAAGAUGAAACCAAGAAAGAUACGGCAUCAGAUACUGAAGUGAUCAUCAUAAUGGAUAUUCAAAGACAUGCAGAAUUAGAAUCAAUGGCAUUAUUGAGAUCUUUGACUUCUCGAGUCAAUAAAUUGAGGAAAGAAGCAGGAUUAAAACCUUCUGAUAAAAUCAACCUUUAUUACGAAAUCGAUCAAGGUGAAGAAGACAAUAUCAAGUCCGCCCUAAAAGGAAACGAAGAUUAUUUAAUAAAACAAAUAGGUGCUAUACCCAUUGAACUAUCUCAAAAAUCAGAUUCGACAAAUGAUCCCGAGUCCAAAAAAACUGCUACUUUGGUGACGGAAAAGAGAUCAAAAGAAUCUGAAGAUUUAGUUGAAUCAGAAAGAUUCGUUCUUACCUUAUCAUUAAAAGAAUAA
Molecule: messenger RNA, 3318 nt
Organism: Kwoniella shivajii
Lineage: Eukaryota; Fungi; Basidiomycota; Tremellomycetes; Tremellales; Cryptococcaceae
Product: isoleucine-tRNA ligase
Exons: 12
Coding region: 1-3318 (1105 amino acids)
Biological process (GO): isoleucyl-tRNA aminoacylation
Molecular function (GO): isoleucine-tRNA ligase activity; ATP binding; tRNA binding
Source: RefSeq, a predicted model, not a curated record